Messenger RNA from Lecanosticta acicola, 1767 nucleotides. The record is from the annotation of a GenBank genome assembly. Lineage: Eukaryota; Fungi; Ascomycota; Dothideomycetes; Mycosphaerellales; Mycosphaerellaceae.
AUGGACUCAAACGGGAUCAGUACCAGGACCAGGCAUGAAUCCAAGCACGACAAGGCUGCCGUUGCGUACAAUGUCCAAGCCGAUGUUGGUCUCGGGUCAUCGACCCAUUACAUCGAUCCCGUCAAAGAGGGCAAGAUGAUGCGGAAGUUCGACGUACGUCUGGUCCAUCCUCUCGCAGUGGAAGACAAUGCUAACGGCCUUUUCAGAUCUUCGCAAUCGGCCUCUUCGGUCUCUUCUACAUGAUGGCAAACCUCGACCGCAGCAACCUGGGCAAUGCUCAGGUAGCAGGAAUGCCCGAAGACAUCGGUCUCGUAGGAAACCAAUUUGGCACAGCAACAACAUUGCUGUAAGUCGAUUUCCUUCUGCCGGCAAGAUUACUCUCCAGCUAAAGAAGGCGGUAGCUAUGCAACCUAUGUUCCCUUUGAAGCGCCCGCGGCACUCGCCCUCAAAAAGCUCAGCCCCAAGUACCUCAUGGCAAGCUGUGCCUUCUGCUGGGGUCUAGCGACUCUCGGAAUGGGCUUCAUCCAGAACUGGCAAGGUCUGUACGCUUGCAGAUUGCUCAUCGGAUUCUUCGAAAGUGGCCUCAUCCCUUCCAUCAAUGUGUAUAUCGGGAGCGUGUACAAGAAAGAAGAGCGGGGAAAGCGUUCCGCCGUGAUUUUCGCCUUCAGUGCGUUUUCCAGCGCAUUUGGCGGAAUCCUGGCGUUUGGUCUGACGCAGAUUCGUGGGCCGGGUGGGUUUGCUGGGUGGCGGUGAGUCGCCGAUAACAUCUUGGCGUACCAUUCCGUAUGCUGAUAUGGUUCAUCAGGUGGCUGUUCGUUGUGGAGGGGAUGCUUACUCUGAUCCUCGUUCCCCUCUUCUUCUUCUUCUUCCCCAAAACGCCUGCGACGGCCUGGUUCCUGACAUCCGAGGAGAAGGUCAUUAUCGCAAAGCGAUAUGAGUGUGAGCAGCACUGGGGCGCCGAUGAGGUCUCCUCGUGGAAAGAAGUCGUAAAAGCGGUGACGGAUCCGAAAUGGUACGCUUUCUGGGUGUAUCAAUUCUGCACAGAUGUUUCGCUCUAUGGCCUGACUACUUUCAUGCCGGCGAUCGUGAGCGGUUUGGGAUACAGUGGCGUCCAUGCCAACUUAAUGGUGGGUUCCCCUUGUCAAUGUGUUAGUUACCGGUAAAGCUAACAUACUUCCAGACGGUGCCGGUGUACAUGGUAGCAUUGGUCUGUUUCUUGGUCAUUGCUUUCUUUUCCGACAGACUCGGCGUGCGCGGUCCAUUCCUUAUCGGACCGCUGAUAUGCCUGAUCGUUGGAUAUGCAAUCUUGAUCUCAGCGGACAGCCUCGGUGUCCGUUAUUUCGCUUGUUUCCGUAUGCUACAAACAGGUUUCCCUGCCUCUGAUAUACUUGCUAACAUCCCCUAGUGGCUGCUAUUGGGAUCUAUCCCACAACCGGGCUGUCCCUGAUGUGGUUGCAAGACAACGUAGCACGACAUUACAAACGAGCGAGCAUGGUCGGCUUGACCCUCACUCUGGGCAACACAGCAGGUGUUGCUGUUGGCCAGAUCUUCGUGACCGAAUCAAAGCCUCGUUACAUCAAGGGAAUGUCGAUUGCUCUGGGUCUCGCCUGCGUUGCGCUGGCAAUGGUGGUCUCGUUGAUGGUCGGCAUGGCUUUGGCCAAUCGAAGACGAAGCGAGAAGCUGAGGAAGGCGGAAGAUGCGGGUGCUCCAUUGCCUGCUGAGCCGGAGAGGGGAGAUAUGGACGUCCACUUCCGGUAUUCGUUGUAA